Molecule: messenger RNA, 2793 nt
Organism: Symbiodinium natans
Lineage: Eukaryota; Dinophyceae; Suessiales; Symbiodiniaceae
Source: the annotation of a GenBank genome assembly
AUGAACAGCUACGCUUACCUCCUGCUGGUGGUGUUCUUUCUUCAGACGGUCGAGCCGCCAGUGGUGCCAAACUUACAGGCCCUGGACAGCGAAUCCGUGCUGGUGGUCGACCGAAAAUGGGGCGACGAAUUCGUGUGGGAGACAAAGUUUUUCUCCAAGGUAGAUGAGCUGCACAAGUCGCAGAACACGAUGUCCAUCGGUGAGCUGCUACUCCGAUUUUUCCAGUUCUACACCCAGAAGUUUGACUGGCGCCAACAUGCGGUUUGCAUCCGACUGCAACGUCCGGGAUGCAGCAUCGACAAAUACUCCUUGAAGCUGGAGACCGGUAGAGAGCAGUGGUACUUGGAGGACCCAUUCGAUCUCAAGCACAACCUGGCAGGCUCUUGCAGCCGAGCUGGCAAACAGAGAAUCGGCGACGUCAUGCACAAGACCUUCACUUGGCUGGCGGGCGGUGGGUCGUGGUCGACGUCAUUCUCAGAGCCAAGCCCGGAUUUCUUCCUGAAGUGCCGCAUCUCCCAGGACCUUCCCCCGCAAGCUCUGCUUGAAGAAUUCGACGACUCUGGCAUGGUCAAGUUGCACAUCCCAAAGUUCGACGGGACGGCGCGUCCGGCACAGGCGUUUCUGCAGUUCGGAGACGCCAUGUCUCGGCGUCGCGCGCACGCGAAGAACGAGAAGUACGUCCUUGACUGCCAGCUGCAUCUGUUCGCCAGCACGCAGCACGGCUUUGCAGAGGCGGCCAGGUACCGCGACUUCGCGACCUAUGACAUGGCCACCUACAAGAUGCAGCUCUUGGUGAAAGCCGCCGGCCAGAUGGUAGAGGCACCGGAUGCCGACAUGCGGCCCUCGACCUCGUCAGACACAUCGGUGGAGGCAGUGGUGGAAGCCAUGCGAUUACACCCAGGCUGCGAAGCGGUGCAGCAGUCGGGUAGCACGGCGCUGGUCCGCUUGUGCAGUGGCACAGAUGCGGAGAGUCACGGAAGGAGGGAGCGAGCGAUGCAAGCGGGGGUCCUGGAGACCGUCGUAACAGCCAUGGGCCACCAAGAGACGACAGUCAAUGUGCAGAUCUGGGGCAUGAUGGUUCUUGUUUGCGUUUGUGGCGACUUGGGCAUCAAGCGGCGGUGCUUGACGCAGGAGGCGGGGGAUCUGCAUAGCGCCUUGAAGGUUGUGGAGGCAGCAAUGUAUAAUUUUCCGGACAGCAAGGAUGUCCAGCACUGGGGUUGCAUCGCCAUCUUCGAGAUCAGUAGGGGGAUCCCAAAAGCAAUCCUCCGAGCGGCAUGGGCGUCAAACCUUGUGGUGGCGGCCAUGCGGAGCCACUGCGGCUGGGUAUCGCUGCAGGCUGCCGGCGCUGCUUGCCUGGCCCUCCUGAGCAUGCCGCUCCCUGGCAGCAGCACUCAGGGCCGAUUUGCAAGACAGCAGCGAGCAGUCGAUGCUGGGGCCGUGGAGGCUGUGAUUCGGGCUCUACAGCACAACCUCUUCAACGAGCAGAUCCAGCAAUUUGGAAUCAAGGCUCUCGCAAAUAUCUGCGGCGGCUCAGAUAAGAAUCGACAUCGAAGACAGCAGGCUGUCCGAGCAGGGGCCAUGGACGCGAUCCUGGCAGCUAUGGCCUUGCACUCGAGCUGCAUGGUGAUGCACUGGGGCAUUGAUGCCCUCCUCAGUAUCUGUUGCGAUGCAGAGUCAAUACAGCUGGCAGCGAGCAAGGGUGCCGUCAGCAAGAUUCUGGCAGCGAUGCAGCGUCAUCAGGACUGCGAGCGCGCGCAGAAGAGCGGGCUGGUCUUCUUGCUUCGGUUUUGCAGCGUGGCAGGUGCGAACGGUGUGGAUGCACGGACACUGGCGGUCAAUGCGGGAGCCCUGAAGGUGGUUGUAUCAUCCAUGGGACAGCAUCGAGGCGAUCAGUUUGUGCAGACGUGGGGCAGCGGCACCAUCGUGAGCAUCUGCAGUGGGAUGCGCUACGACAGCGUCGUCAGACGGCAACGGGCUGUUCAAGUGGGUGCACUGGAGGCUGUCGUGGAGGCCAUGUCCUGUCACCGGAAGAGCGAGGGCCUCCAGAAAGAGUGCUGCUCUGCCAUCAGCAACAUCUGCAGUGGCGAUGCCUUCGAGGCAAAGCAGCGGGCCGUCAAGGCAGGGACGCUGGAGGCCGUGGUGAAUGCCAUGCGGCUGCACCCCUGCCAGGCCGUGCAGGAACGAGGCUCCGUUGUCUUCCUCGUGCUUUGCAGCGGCAUGGACGCCCUGGGCCACGAAAGAAAGCAGCGCGCGGUGGAAGCUGGGGCGUUGGAGGUGGUGGUGGCAGCUAUGCGACGCAACCCGGACAGCGGGAGUGUGCAGAGAUGGGGCCGCGGGGCCAUCAUCAACAUAUGCAGCGGCAGAGAUGCUGGCAGCCUCCGCCGAAGGCAUCGGGCAGUACAGGCAGGAGCGCUGGAGGCUGUACUUGAAGCGAUGCAGCACCAAGUCGUAUCCGUGCAGAAUUCGGUCAGGAGCAAGAGUUUCACUGACACUUCCGGGCCGCAGUUGAAAAGCCAGAGUAGGGCAGAGCCCUUUGAGGCCCCACAUUCGGGCGAGGGCCAAGCGCCUUCAGCCGACACCAGCAACGGCACAACUUGCAGUCCAGACGAACGUCCCUGCGAAGGAAAUCCUGGGACGAGAGUUCACCUGCUUAGCUGUUGCUUUGGCGGCGCCCAGCGCUGGCCGGGAUUUGUCUCUUCGUUUCUCAGAAACCUGGGAACGAAGCAGUUCUGUGUAAGGGCCCUGGGCGCAUGCGGCCAGGUCCUUGCAUGUCUGCUAAGCCCUAAACUCUAA